AUCUGCGCGCGCCCGCUGCUCCCAGUCGAGGCCCACAGCCGCGACCGCCGGCUGUCCGCACACACGUGCCGGCGCGGGAAGCACGCUGCGGGCGAGCAGGUUUCUGGCAGAGAUGCAGCUUAAAACCGUUGCGGCAUGGUUGCUCGUCACGACUGCAGUGGUUUUAGUGGUGGCCGCAGGGGAGAGACACGAUCCAGCCACCAUGAGCAAGAGCCUCCUCAACCGCGUCUUGGACCACCUCUCCGGAAGAACUAUCCUGGACGGGCUGGCGCGCAAGCUGACCAACCUGACAGACCGCCCGAUAGACAUCUCCCGGCUGGCGGAGGGCUACUGGCAGCGCAUGCACAAGCCGCAGCGGCUGCUCGGACUGCCCGCGCUCGAUCCCCUCCGGAUGGACACCAUGCCGCUCAACUUCGACAGCGACAUGGCCAAGGUGAGAGGUGAGGCCUGGAACGUGACGGUGCUCGGCAUCUCGGGCAUGCGCGCUCGCCAGCUUCGGCUGCGGCCUCUGUCCUCCAGGGUGGACUUCGAGCUGCUCUUCCCGUCGGUCUCGGCCACCGGCAACUACCGCAUGAAUGGCACCUUCGCCAACUCGAUCCACGCCUUCGGCGAGGGGCCCUUCAACAUAACUGUUAAAGACCUGAAUGCCACGGGUUUCGUGAUCGUCACACCAGAAGGAGACCAUCUCAAGGUGAAGGAUGUCUUCGUCGAAGUGAAUCUUACCAGCCUACAGAUGGACCUUCAGGGGCUGUUGGGCGGCGGUGAGACGGGCCGGCUGCUGAGCGCCGCCAUCGCCGACGCUGCGCCGCGGCUGCUGCAGGAGCAGCGAGAAGACGCGACGCGGUACGUCUCGGCCUUCGUGCGCGACGCUCUGGACCGCCAGCUGACGUCGGUGCACGCCGCCGCCUGGACGCGCGCCUACCGCUCGCUCGUCUGCGCAGCCACCGUGGGACUCGUCUGCCGCGCGCCCACCUAACGCGCAUGCGCCGAAUCCUGUGUAGCGCCACGACGUAGGGCGCACGUGCAACACUUUAGCGAGCGAUCUUCGCCAAUAAAGGCGACUGCCAUCUACAGCAAAGUAUUUUUCGUUAUUUUCGUAACUCAAGACGGCGCCCGUGGAGGAACUUUUAUGUGACAUCGUCGGUAAUCAUUCGUACUAUCCUACUCGGUAAUGUUAGCUAACGGCUACGGCGGAAAAAGUAAUGAUUAGUACGUUCUUUAUGUUCAUUGCACAUACAUUUGGUCUAGUUACGGUACUACGUAUUGAACUUACCUUGAUCAUUAUGAGCAGGGGAUGUAAGGUACUGGAGGAUGCAAGAUCUGCCGAGCACAUUAACCACACCUUCCUCAUACAGUGCUAAUACCUUUACUUUUGUACUUCAUGCUGAGCGCCUAUAAAAGCAGAAGCGCCGGCCGGAGUGGCUGAGCGGUUCUAGGCGCUACAGUCUGGAACCGCGCGACCGCUACGGUCGCAGGUUUGAAUCCUGCCUCGGGCAUGGAUGUGCGUGAUGUCCUUAGGUUAGUUAGGGUUAAGUAGUUCUAAGUUCUAGGGGACUGCUGACCUCAGAAGUUAAGUCCCAUAGUGCUCAGAACCAUUUGAAAGCAGAAGCGACAUGCGCUUCAAUAAUCUUUGUAGCCCUUCUUCCGAGAGAGACUUUAUUACAGGGAUCCCCAAACUAUUUUGGACAAGUGACCCCUUUUCCGAAAUGAACUGUUACCUCAGACCCCCAUGGCCAAAUUACCUACUUUUCAGAUCAACUCUCUUAUUCAUAAUGGUCCGCUAACUUAAAACAGCUGCUACAGAGUGUUAUUUUUCAUUCUGACUUAGGUCAAUAGAAGAAGACAAGGUGAGAAUUAGCAAUGCUUUAAAUUUGCAGACUAUUGCGAAUAAGGGGGUCUAUCUUUAGUUUUUUCCUAUUGAUACAAAAUACCUAGGUACUAAGGUACCAAUUGGAAAACUUUGCACUUGGUUAAGUGAGUAAAGUUGACUUCAUUUUCUCAUCAAAAUUUAACAAAAUAAAAAGACAUACGAUUCAGUAAAUAUCAAGUUUAAUUUAUAAUGAUGAAUUCGCAAAGAGAAAAUAAAACAAUGCUAUUUCCUACAAAAAUAUUAAUUAUUUUUAGUACACGUAACACAACAUAAACAAUACAGUACCUACCUAUCUUGAAAGUUUUAAAUAAGAACUUGUGUUAAUUUAAUAGGGGUCGAUUUUUAGACAUCGUCGACCCCGAAAAUCAGUUUUCGUUUAUGUCGACCCCUAGGAAACCGAUAUCGACCUCAAGGGGUCGAUAUCGACCACUUUGGGAAGUUUAAUAGAUCCUUCAACAAGCACGGAACUGGUUCAUUGUUGUUGUCCAAACAACAAACCUACUGCGCAAUACAAUACUCACAACGUAUUGUCAUGGCUACUACAAUGCUACACACUAUACCUCUGUUUUUAGAACUGUACGUCUGGCAGUGGCUAGGCACAAACCACUAGCAACUCUAAGUCUUCCAACUUUGACCAAUUCAGAACUAAUGAUCCCAGCAAUCAAUAAAACUUCGAUAAAUACUACGUACACUGAGCUUUAUAUUAUGGUCAUUUACGGCUUAUUAAUUCUGUGGUUAUUACACUCAAAACAUACUCAUAAUAUGCAAUAUGGAAUGCAUAUCUUAUUUUCUCACAUUGCUGAACAUAUCUCAAUGGCUUUUUCGAUUUGUACAAGACUCUACCAUGAAUAUUAUAGCUGUAAUAACGAGUUUGGACGGUCCAAUUGAAACAUUAAAAGAGGUACAAAAAUUGAGCAACUGCGUCAAAACAUGGGCAGGGAAUAUACAAGGAGAAACAGCUGUUUCUCUAUGAAUGGCUGCCACAAACCAGUCAUUGUUAUUAGAAUUAUAAACAUCAAGGUUAGAGGCGCUAUGUCACUGACCGCGCGGCCACUCCCAUCGGAGGUUCGAAUCCUCCCUCGGGCAUGGUUGUGUGUGUGUUGUUCUUAGAAUAAGUUAGUUUAAGUAGUGUGUAAGUCCAGGGACCGAUGACCUCAGCAGUUUGGUCCCUUAGAAAUUCACACACAUCUGAACAUUUUGAACAUCAAGGUGAGUGUUACAAACUUGCAAGUGUAACUGGAAAAGGGAUUAAAAACUAGAACAGCAGGAAGUUAUCUGUGGCAAUUCCUCAUUUGUUACCCUUUUCAUUUAUUUUAUUUAGAUCUCUGUACAAUGUUCUGCAACAUUUUAAUUGUUAUCUAAUAAAAUUAGACUGAAUAGCCUACCUAAUGGUUACCUAUCUAAUGUUUACGACCAUGUGACAUAAUUAUUCUAGCAUUGUUUUGUAGUAAUAAUUCGCAGUGUUCUGCUUGUCUUUAAGCAGUUCGCGAUUUUUUAAAUGGCAUCUAAAUAACAUGGUCAGUUGACAUCUAUUUAGUCAUCACAAAUAUAUGGGUAGUAAAUAUUAUGUUGAAAGUUAAGUAGAACACCAAAGAAAAGUAAAAGUAGUAUGCUGACUCGUUAUUGUGUUCUGGUAGUGCUGUUACCAUUUCACUGAUGGUAAAUCUGAAAGACUCCUUUUGAAUUGCUGAAGACAACAAGUAUGAACAAGUCCUGUGGAAUUUAGUCAUAGAUGAAAACAAAUAACUGGUCUCAUAGGUACUUAGAAGGGGACUAUUUCACUGUUCUGAAGAAUAUAGCACAUUUAGUAAAAAGAAGUGGAAACAUUUAAUUGUUUUCAGAUAACUACUACCCAAUCCCCAGCACCAAAAGGAAACUAAUAUUUUGAAUUAUCCCAGUACAAUCAUAUUAUCAGCUUUGUUAGCCUCACAGAUUGGAAAAAUCUAACGAAUGUCCUUUUUUAUUAUUUAUUGUCUGAUUCCAGAAAUGACAGACCAAGUAUUUCAA
Molecule: messenger RNA, 3877 nt
Organism: Schistocerca nitens (vagrant locust)
Lineage: Eukaryota; Metazoa; Arthropoda; Insecta; Orthoptera; Acrididae
Exons: 6
Coding region: 113-976 (287 amino acids)
Source: RefSeq, a predicted model, not a curated record